Messenger RNA from Planococcus citri (citrus mealybug), 1355 nucleotides. RefSeq lists its product as uncharacterized. The record is from RefSeq and is a predicted model, not a curated record. The transcript is spliced from 7 exons. Bases 139 to 1215 code for a protein of 358 amino acids. Lineage: Eukaryota; Metazoa; Arthropoda; Insecta; Hemiptera; Pseudococcidae.
UUUAAUCAAUUUUCGAACCUUACAUCGUCCACAUUCCAUUGAAUAUCUACCUACUUACAUAGCUUCACUCUAACCUACCCUUUGGACAUCAGAGAAAACCAUGAAACCUUUUAUAGUUUGAAUUUAACUUAUUAGAACAUGAAUGACAAGCUUUUUUCUCACUUGAUAAUGGCACAUUUCUUGUCAGGGUGGUGGAGUGUCCUAGGCGGAGAUUCCAAUAACAAGAACAUUAUUGAUUCUGAAGAUCUGGAAGUACUUAAACUGGUCACAGAGGAUCCAUAUUUGUACCAACAUGUACGGGAUAGGAUUAUUGCUAUGAAACAGGAGAUUAUUGAAAUAGAGAGGUUACAUGAUAUUGCAGAGAAAGAAAACUUAGAAAAGCAAGUGAAAAUUCAUUGCUAUCGCAAAUAUUUACAAGCGGUUAAAAUACGAGACUGGAUUGUUGAUCUAGAUGAAGAAUUUCCGAAAUGGUUGAACGAUCUUCCAGUUGAUCGGUUCAUUAAAUGGGUAUUAGCUCUAAAAUAUGCCGAAGGACCUAUUUUCGAUGAUCUGAGAAAUCGCCUACAAAAAUCUACCAUAAACGUGGAGGCAUUUGCAAAUGAAAUGUAUUCAUGGGUCGAAGAAACAUCAUCGUUUUUUGCUAAUAUGUCCGAAGUGCCGAAACCAAAGCAGGAAGAAAUACCACAUCUAUGCAAAAUAAUUAUCGGAGGCAAAGAAGAAACAAUAGCUGCGUGCAAAAUCCUAUUAAGUACUAUCUCUGGUGAUAGAACUAACAGUAGGUUUGCAUUUUCUAUUCGUCGUAAUAAAGAUUCUUCAACUGCUGAUACUUUCCCUACAAAAUUUUACGUUAUUAUUACACAAUACGAAAAAUUACACGCGGAUACAAAAAUUGGUUUCGAUGACGUUUUAAAAAAAGUAAAAAGUAAUUCGGAAUAUAUUAUCCAUAACUGCACCAUAUUAGAGAAUUUUCUUGUGAAUCGUGUUGAAACUGAUGAUUCAGAAUAUGAAGAAGAACAAACAACUACUUUAUCCAUAUCCACCAUAGUUAUUCGAAUAGGUUACCCGAUAAAUUUACAAGGUACAUCCCCUGAAGAAUUGGAGGAAAAUUACUUAAAACUCGUGUCUGUGAUGAAUGCUAUAAGGACUGACUUACUAGAAUUGAUGCAAAAAUCUGAUGGAGACAUUUUUAUCCAGGAUGAAUUUACAUCUCACUAAUGAUUCAGGUCUUUACUUAAUCCAUCUAUGUACUCAAAGAAUCCAAAUUAAGAUUUUUUUUGUAAGUAAAAUUUUCUGUCAACAUUUAUUUUUUUAAAAGUAUUCAAACAUCUUUCUUGUGAAAUAUUCUGAAUUUUUUU